AUGACCGAAUUCAAACGCACAACUCAAGCCGUUGAUGAGAUUGAAGCUCUGGUGCAAUCAUUGUUGGAUGGCACAAAUGGAGAUUUGCAGCAUUUGGGUGAGCUUAUCGGCAAGACAGGUGCAACUGUCGAGAAGCUGAGUCGAAAGGCUGCAGAGACCGACCCCACCCGUCAGACCUAUGGACCACAAAUGCGGGAGAAGGUGAAUUUGUUGGCGGAAAGAUGGGCGAGCGUAGGCGGCCUUGCCCGCGAUGUGCUGACGCAACGAGGUGGGCAUGUUGUGGCGCCAGUAGAAGGAGACACUGGCCCGCCACCACCGCCUCGACUAGUGCAGAGUGCCGUCCUGUGGCAACCACCGCAGGCCCCUGCGACAGCGGCUAGCACAGCUGCGCCCAUGGGAGCUGUGACUGCGCCAAGUCAACCCAGUGCUGCAGAGCGGCGUGAGCGUGCAGCGGCAGCUGCGGAGCGACGCUCGCAGCCAUCAACGGCAUCGCAGCCCGUGCAGCCAUCACAAAGCUCAGGCUCAGCAAGACAGCCUGUGCCGGUGGUUGCGAGGAUGGACUCUUUGAUGCACUUGGUGCAUUGUGUGUUCGUCGGUCACGGCUACCAGAAUGAGCACAAUGAGGACCGAAGCGGCCUUCACAAGUUGCGCUACAUUCAUGAAAGAAAGCAGGCAAUCCUGGCAGUUUAUGUGCCUCUACAGCAGCAUUUGGUUACCUACGUUACCAUUGAUGGCUCCAGCGACAGCCCAAUCAAGGCAACAGUCCAGGUAGGAAUGCCAGUCGCUGCUGUCCAAGCGAAGAUUGAUUACUUGCUGUUGUAUCCAUUGCUUUAUCGCCAAUGCUUGCCCACAUUGGAAUCGACUCCUCCUGAGGCACUCUUCGGUUCGCUUUGUGGAUUGUCGAUCCCGGCCUUGGCUUCCCUUGGCUGCACCUGUCGGAGCAUGUCCGCGUCAGUGCUCAACGAUGACUUGGUGUGGCUUCGAGUCGCCUUGUCUCUAGCGCCAUCUCGUGAACUACAAGCUGAACUUGCAGCAGUGAAGCGGCGUGAAGAGAAUGGUGAGGCUUUGCCACAAGGCAUCUACAAAGGCAUGGUGAGAACAGAGGCGCCCUACUCAUGUUCAGCAUUGAAUUCAUUUGAUACAUUCUUUCUUUCAAUGCACAUACACAUGACUUGUGCGCAAUUAAUUUCCGUCAUUUUCGAAAUAAUAUACUUUACUACAGCAUAG
Messenger RNA from Cladocopium goreaui, 1227 nucleotides. NCBI's taxonomy places the organism in Eukaryota, Dinophyceae, Suessiales, Symbiodiniaceae. The record is from the annotation of a GenBank genome assembly.